AUGCUUUUCGGUUUCGAUAUCAGUUCCAUGAGUGCGUGGAUUGGCGCCGACUCCUAUAAAGAAUAUUUCGGGCAUCCGAGUUCGACCCUUCAGGGGGGCAUAACGGCCUCCAUGUCCGGCGGCUCCCUUGUCGGUGCUCUAGUCGCUGGUUUCCUGGCUGAUUCAUACGGCCGUCGCGGCGCUCUCAAGCUCGCCUCUGUCAUUUGGAUCAUCGGUGCUGUUCUCCAAUGCUCCUCUCAGAAUGUCGCCCACCUCAUUGUCGGUCGCGUUGUCUCUGGUCUGGCCAUUGGUAUCACAAGUUCCCAGUGCUGCGUCUACCUUGCUGAAUUGGCUCCCUCCCGCAUCCGUGGGCGCAUCGUCGGGAUUCAGCAAUGGUCGAUCGAAUGGGGCAUUCUCAUCAUGUACCUUAUCUCUUACGGCUGUAUUGUCAGUAUCCCUAACGAUCCUAAGGCAUUCCGCAUUGCCUGGGGUAUUCAGGGCAUUCCUGGUCUCAUCCUCGGAAUCGCGCUUCUCUUCUUCCCUGAGUCUCCACGUUGGCUAGGCCAGAAGGAUCGGUGGGAGGAGUGCCACGAGGUCCUCGCCCAUCUUCACGCUGAUGGUGACCGCGAAGCCCCUAUUGUUCUUGCCGAGCUCGAUGAAGUUAGGGAAGCUGCCCGCAUUGCCGCCGAGUCCAAGAAUGUUACUUUCUUUGGGCUUUUUGGACCGCGUGUCUGGAAGCGCACACUCGCCGGAUGCAGUGUUCAAGUUUUCCAGCAAAUGCUUGGUGGCAAUAUUGCCUUGUACUAUUUAAUUUUUCUGUUUAACAUGGCAGGAAUGUCUGGCAACGUAGCUUUGACUUCUUCUAUCAUACAAUAUGUUAUUUUCCUUGUUACCACCGGCGCCAUCCUCCCCAUCAUUGACCGUCUUGGCCGUCGUCCUCUCCUUAUCGGUGGUGCCAUCAUUUGCUGCAUCAUCCACUUCACUACUGGCGCUGUCAUGAAGGUCUAUGGUAACCCUGUUGACAGCGUCAAUGGCGACGAUAACUUGAGAUGGGAGGUCACUGGAGCCCCGGCAAAGGGCGUCAUUUCCCUAUCUUACAUCUUUGUCGGUGUUUACGGUCUUACCUGGGCUCCUAUUGGCUGGAUCUAUGCUUCCGAAGUCUUCCCUCUCAAGUACCGUGCGACUGGCGUCGGUCUGGCCGCGGCCUCCAACUGGGCGUUCAACCUUGCUCUCGCCUUCUUUGUUCCUCCUGCCUUCACCAACAUCCAGUGGAAGACGUACAUGAUCUUUGGAGCCUUUUGCGCUGCCAUGACUAUACACAUCUUCUUCACAUACCCAGAGACUUCUGGCAAAAGCCUUGAGGAAAUCGACGACCUUUUCGACUCCAACAUUCCCGCCUGGCGUACCCGAAGAGCUGGAGGACGCUUUGGAGAUCGGAUCGCCGUUGCUGAAGGUAAGAAGGAGGGCUUCAAUACUUCGCAUGCUGAAAAGGUUGAGGUGUAG
This is a messenger RNA of Colletotrichum tamarilloi, 1482 nucleotides long. RefSeq lists its product as uncharacterized. The record is from RefSeq and is a predicted model, not a curated record. The transcript is spliced from 2 exons. Gene Ontology annotation, molecular function: carbohydrate:proton symporter activity. NCBI's taxonomy places the organism in Eukaryota, Fungi, Ascomycota, Sordariomycetes, Glomerellales, Glomerellaceae. Gene Ontology annotation, biological process: transmembrane transport; carbohydrate transport. Gene Ontology annotation, cellular component: membrane. Bases 1 to 1482 code for a protein of 493 amino acids.